Messenger RNA from Bursaphelenchus xylophilus (pine wood nematode), 5942 nucleotides. The record is from the annotation of a GenBank genome assembly. NCBI's taxonomy places the organism in Eukaryota, Metazoa, Nematoda, Chromadorea, Rhabditida, Aphelenchoididae.
AUGGCUACUGAAGAGCCGGUACCGAAGUCCGAGGUGGAUAAUGAGUCGGAUAAGACUGAUUCCGACGUGGAAAGUCUAGUCGAUGUUGGGGAGGAACUUACGAAAGCUGCCGACCAACUGAAUUAUGUGGAGACGUUGGAGAUCGGGGAGAACGCUGAGCUGAACAAAGCCUUGGUGGACUCGUUUCAUUGCUAUUACACCGAUGUUAUCAAUGAAUUCGCUGAUGUUGAGAUCUUCCUCAUCUCGUUGGACUCGUUGUUAUGUGAAUUCACUGCCCAUAAGUACAAUAACUGGGUGUUGGGGGGCCAGACAAUCGUCCUUUCGCAUCAGGUAAGGUCGUUUGUUUCAUUUUUUUAAAUUUAGAUAUGAAGGAUCUAAUGAAUCUUACAACAAAAAAAAAGUCUUUGAUGUAAUAAUGUUAGCGAUUCUAUAGGUUCGGUCAUUUUUCGAACGUCUCAACGACCUCAAUGCAAAAUACAAGUUAGUUUGGUUCACAGAUCUGGAGCACAAAUAUGCCUCGGAUUCGGUUCUUAAUUUCAUCUACAAUUAUCUGAUCGCCUUUUUGGACAGCAGUGAAUAUGCCCAGCACAUUGAGAGAUUCUCUAGCCCUGUGGAUCCCGAAUGGGAUGCUUUUUUGAAGCGUCUGACCCCUUCUUUCUUGUUGAUGUCCAUUGAGAAUCCAAGUCUUGAAGUGGUUAGAGAUGAAAUCAAUUUUGUUCCUGAAUUUGCCUCGAUUGGUAAGUAAUGAAGCCAUUAUGUAACGGCAAACAUUGGAAAUGUAAAUAUGAAUAAUUAAUGAUUUUCAGCCGUCCAGCUCAUCACUGUGGGUAUUCCGGUUAUAUAUUUUGAAGCCUUCGCCAUCAAUUUCUCAUCAGUAUUAGCCUAUCGAAUCAAGGUCUCGCCCGUUGUUGUCUUUAACUUUGAAGAGAGAUUAACCAAUAUGUGGAACAAGACCGCUGGUGUGUUUUAUGUUCAUUUUUUGUUAUUAUUUUUUAGAAAAGAGAAUCCACUCUCUCAGUGCCGGUGAAUGCAAGAAUGCUGUUGAUUUCUUAACGUUGGUGCUCAAAAAGGAACUCCAGAAGGAAAGAAAUCCAGAGUUUGAGAAGUUCUGUUUGUCCGUUCUUCUGGCCGCUUUUAUUGGACAAACGGUUGGAUACAAGAGGUAUCUGCCGAAUACAGAAGCUCCAAAAGUCAGCGAUAUUGUUGUUACUCAAUGCAGAAGAAGGAUAUAUGCCGCGUUGACGGAGGCAUUGAAGACCCUGGAUGUCAAGGUAAACAUUUUUAUUUUUGGAUUUUGCCGUUUUAGGUAUAUAAAAGAAGAAGUGUAAUAAUUGCCUGUAUUUUAAUUUUAGACGGUGAAAUUUGUCCUUGACGAUAUUUGGGAUGGCCGUCUUAUACUUUUCAUCUUUGCCAGCGCUAUCAACAACAAGCCGAUUCUCCCUUACCGACUUCAACUCGAGUUUGCCAAAGCCCACGAGAAAGUUGGGUUCAAGGAAGCUCUGGCGACAGAUGAAAAUGACACCCUUCUUAUUCCACCAGAGGAUGAUGUAGAGGGCCCUCUUUCGAUAAAUGGAUGUGGAAUUUAUUCGGUGAAAAACGAGUUUGUUGACGCUAUUUUUGAUGAUAAAGAAGUCCUCAAGAAGUUUGACUAUAAACCAGAAGAACAGACCGACUUUGAGAGCAUCUUCAGAUCGGCCUUCAAAUGGCGAUUCUUGCCAGUGGAAGAUAGAUUACUUCAAUUGGAACCCAAGGUCCAACUAACCGCUUUCGAGAUCAAAAAGUUGAAUAGGAGUAGACAAAGACAAUCAAAAUGGUAAGACUUUUGUUAUGAUUUAAAAAUUUUGAUGGAUAUUAUAUUGAUAUUCAUGCGUUGUUUGCAGGCUCCAAGCGUUCUCCGACUCUUUGGAAGGCCGCGGAAACGAUCUACUGGUCGAUUUCUCCAGAGUCCCAAGAUUACCGGUGUUGGAAGAAGAGGAGAAAAAGAAUGGAGAAGAUGAUAAGAAAGGAAAGAAGGGAGCCGGAGGAAAGGGAAAGAACGAAAAGAAGGGCGCUAAGACUCCAAAAUUGUCUAAGAAGGAUCAGAUCCUCGAAGCUAACAAAUUAGUCAUGAUCAAAAAGCAGGUGGAGAGCGACAAGGUCAAGAUUCAAUACGCCACUAAGGUCAAGACUAAUGUAAGUGGAAGGUUUUUAUUGUUGAUUUGUUUUUUAGGCCAUCCAAGCUCUGGAAAAUGUAAAGAGAAAGCUACAAUUGGACGAAUCGAAAGCCAUCUGUGCAUUCGAAUUGGUCCUCAGAUAUGCUGACGUUUUCUACGCCAAGGCCAACAAAUGCCAGACGAUAGAGGAGAAACGUCAAGCGGCGGUUGAAUUGGUCGGACAGAUCAAGGAAUGCUUUGUAACUCAUUGGAAUUUCCUCGAUCAAACCCAACAAGGGAAGAUUGAAGACAUUUGGAUUCAAUUGGGAUUCUACAAGCACCCCAAAAAGAAGGCCAGCAGAGAGUAUGAUCUGGAUAUUGAUGUGAUUUACUAUCAAUUGUAUCAUGGAGGUCGGCUGAUUGAUGUUUUGACUGAUUCUCAGCACGAUGAAAGAGUUGUUGGCUUCAAGCCCGAUGCCUGGCAACGGCGAAUGUUGAAUGUGGUCGAUAAAAGUGAGUGGCGUUUUGAUUAUAUGUGAUGUUUAGGAUUAUUUGAAUGGCAGUUUUGAUCUUGUUAUUUGUAGACGAGUCCGCUCUGAUUGUCGCUCCCACUUCGGCUGGUAAGACCUUCGUCUCCUACUACUGUAUCGAGAAGGUCCUCCGUCAAAGCAACGAGGACGUUGUUGUCUACGUAUCCCCCUCCAAGGCCUUGACCAAUCAGGUUUGUGGAUCCGUCUACGCCAGAUUCAGAAACAAACCCCUUCAUGGAAAUACCGUACUCUUUGGUACAAUCCUCAACGAAUACAGUGAGAACGCCCUCAACUGCCAAGUCCUCAUCACGAUUCCGCAAUGUCUCGAAGAGAUGCUUUUGUCUCCAGACCCACAAAUUCAGCAGUUUGUCGCCAGAAUCAAGUAUGUAAUUCUUGAUGAAGUCCAUUGUAUUAACACCGCUGGACAAGGCCAUAUUUGGGAGCACAUCUUCCUCUUGAUUAAUGCCCCAUUCCUGGCACUUUCUGCUACUAUCUCCAAUGUUGAUGUAUUCCAUAAAUGGCUUCAAGGAGCCGAGAACUCGAAGGCCGUCAAAGGAGAAGCUCCAAGGAAUGUGAAUUUGAUUGUGUACAAAGAGAGAUGGUCUGAAUUGGAAUUGGCCAUUCAGAAAAUGGAGGAUUGCCCGGACGAUAUUGACUUUACCAGAGAUGUGGAGCUCUUCAAUAAGGGAUUCUCCCUCGCUGAUAUGAAUAAGAAGGAUGAUUCGGCUAAUGGAAGUUUGGUUGAUCUGAACAAGUCCAUCAAAUCCGUCCUCAAGUACUUCAUGCCAUACAGUGUCUACAAACCGGAGAAAAUCAGAAUGUUCUCAAUACCAGAUGAUCAACAGUUGACUGCUAGACAGAUUGUCGAGUUGUAUGUUAUCAUGGCUGAGGUUGAUGGCAAGGUCAAGUAAGUUUCUUUUGUUUGUGCUGAAUUUUAGGUAUGAAAUGAUGUUUUAUUUUAUUUUUUAAUUUUAGAGCCGAAUUUGAGCCCUCAAAAUUCUUUGGCUACAAAUCGGGCUCCUUGGAAUGCGUCUGGCUGAACCGAACCCAGCUCAGAAACUUUGAAACCCAACUAAAGCAGCGGUUCUUGGACUGGCUCCACAAUGACCAGGAAAAGAUUGAGAAGGUCUUCAGCAAGCUGGAAUCGGAUGUGAAAGAAGAAUUUGACAAGAGAAUGAAACCUUUCAACAUGUUCAGAGCUGCCCUCCAUAAUGUGGUACCAUUAUUGGAUCAGCUGAAAACUGAUGAUAUGCUUCCAUCAAUCUGCUUUAAUGACAAUCGUGAGUUCUGUGAGCAAUUGGCAAUCCACUCGUUCAAUGAAUUGGAAGUCCGGGAAAUGAGGUAUAUGAAUACGGCCGAGUUCAAGAAGAAGUUCAACUUUAAGGCUGAAGAUGUAAGUUGCAUUAUUUUGUAAUUUGGAGGGGAUUAUUAAUGUCUAUACUCAUUGAUUUAAGAGAAUGGCCAAACUCGCGAAGAGAAAGAGAGAUGUGAAAGACGAAGACAAAAAGAAGGGAGGACCGCCAGAAGACGAGCCUCCAGAGUCCAUGGAAGAAUCGGAUGUGUUCGCUCUGCAGAGAAUCAAGCUGAAGGAGCUCCUGGCUCAAUUCAAAUUCCAAGGCCGAGUUUCUGAUGAGGAAUUGUAUGAUAAGACCGUGGAAAGACUCAAUCAGAAGUCUGGGAAUCGCCCAUCCACCAAGACUCUUCUGAAACUCUUUGAAAGAGGCAUCGCUUUCCAUCAUGAAGGUCUGAACGCGCAGGAAAGAGGAGCUGUGGAAAUCUUGUUCCGUGCUGGAUUUGUGGGCAUCUUGUUCUCCACAUCCACCCUCGCCUUGGGUAUGAAUAUGCCUUGUAAGACGGUUGUCUUUGGCAUUGACACCCCUCAACUCUCCCCCCUCCAGUUCCGUCAGAUGAGUGGUCGUGCUGGUCGUCGUGGUUAUGAUGCAGCUGGAACUGUCAUCUUCAUGGCCCUCCCAACCAGCAAGAUCCGCCGAUUGCUGACAGCCUCUUUGGCGACCUUGAGAGGAAAUGUCCCGUAUACAACAUCAUUCCUCCUCAGAUUGUUUGCCUAUGUGAAUGGAGUCAAGGAAGAGUUCACGACCAGGGAUGAGAUUUUGGUUGCCUUUAAGAACAAGACUGUAUCGGAGAAGGUGGCUACGACCUUAUUGGAGAAGCUGAAGCUCAAGGAAGCCAACAAAAAGAAGGGAAUCCAAGAAGAUGAGACUGUCCAGAAACAAGGAAGGAUACAAGCAGCUUUGACCUUGCUGAAGAACUCGUUUGCGUUGUACACGAGACAUGAAAAGAAGGCUGGAGUCCUGAAAGAAGUCCUUCAAGGCCUCACUUUCUUCAAUAUCCAACUGUUGAGAAGACUUCAACUCAUCAAUGAUGAAGGAGAAACCACUGGAUUUGCUAACAUUGCCGUCCAUCUUGGAGUCCAUGAACCAGGAAACUUGUUGUUUGUUUAUUUACUGCAAGUUGGAGCUUUCCACGCUCUUCACAAAACGUUGCAUGAGAAUGAAACCGUCUACAAACAGACUGUGGUCAAUAUUCUGGCUCAUCUUUUCACCAACAGAAGACUUCCAGUUGGAUAUGAGCCUAAUGGAGAUUCAUCGAUUGCGCUCCCCAAAAUGCCCGAGAAGUUUGAGGAAUUUGUGAACAAGUACAACAAGGACACAGAGAAGUUGUUGCUGGCUUCUCUCCAGGCUUUCUUCCCCUCGAAACUUGAUGUAAGUUUUGGAUAUUGUUUGGUGGUGUAAAAGAUUUUUUUUUCAAAAAAUGGAGUUUAUUGAUGAUUCCUGUUUCCAGAACGAAUACUUCCGUCUGAGUGGAAAGACCUCCAACCUUUCUCUAUCCGAAUCCUAUGUGGUCUCCGUUUUUGAUGAUGAUCUUUGUUUGGACCCGGCUUUCAUUCCAACUGUGGUUGAAUUGAAGGAUCACAGAGGCCGCCCAAUCCUAAGGAACUCUUAUGCAUAUGAUUUCUACCUGAAUGGAUCAAAGAAUACCUUGAUUACCGAGAAUAAACUUGACAUUGGGGAGAUUUGGUAUGUCAUCGACGACUUCAACGUAAGUUUUUGAAUUUUUUUUUUUUUGAAAUUGUUCUUCUCAAUUGUUUUCUUUGUAAUGUGAUUACGAGUUUUUGUUGCAGAAGAUGUUGAAAUCCCUUCGCGAAGUCCUGGCCUACAGCGCCCGUGUGAACGACCCGGUCCUCCUGUCCAUCACCCAGAUCUCCGAGGAAUAUGAAAGGAAGUUCAGACACGCGUUCGGUAUGAAAACCUUCACUUAA